Molecule: messenger RNA, 10747 nt
Organism: Spodoptera litura
Lineage: Eukaryota; Metazoa; Arthropoda; Insecta; Lepidoptera; Noctuidae
Product: tyrosine-protein phosphatase Lar
Biological process (GO): protein dephosphorylation
Molecular function (GO): protein tyrosine phosphatase activity; protein binding
Source: RefSeq, a predicted model, not a curated record
GGACGUUGACUACAAUAUCGUCCAUCCUUUUCUAACAACCAUCUAUACUCUUCCGUAAAUCGAAAUCAAAGCUCGUCGGGAUUGGAGCGCGGUGAAGUUGUCGCGGUCGCCACACGAGAGUGAAGUGAAAUGCAGACCGAUGCGCGUUCAGAAGAUAAGGACGAACAAAUUUUAUUUUCAUUCUCUGACUCAUUGCCAAAGUAGAAAUAAUCUAUAAAAUCAUCAAUUACCUGCCAUAUAGUGAUAAUUUUAAAUAAAGUAACGAUAACUUUCUAUCUGUUAACUCAAUUUCACCAAAUAAUCGAAACUAAGAUAGACUUUUUUCCACAAAUUCUCACCAAAUGCGUUGACACUUCACUAACGUUUUGAACAAGCCGGUCGAAAAAUUAAGCUCUCGUAUGUGCGGAACGUACCUGCAUAUGGCGGACGCUCAGUUUGUGUUUAUGUCAAUAAGAAACUGAUUUUUAACAUUUGCGCGGGUGUGGAUUAAACAAUUUAUUAAUUAUUAUGUGUUAGUGAAAACUGUGUAUUGUGUGUUUUUUUGUGAUAAUGGUUUUCGUGGUUGAACAUUUGGAUAACUUGAUAUCUUGGUUGUACUUAUAAGGACAUUUAAGUUGCAGCCCAAAACCAUCAUAAUGGAGGCUGAAACCACACCCGCGCGGCCCGGCGCCGGUAAGAUGCGAGAGCGGCGUUGUGCGCUCCACCGCACCGUCGCUCUACUGUUCGCCUACCUCCUCUUCCUGAACUGUCAAGUUGAUGCUAAUGACGAAGAAGAAACCGAGCCGCCAGAAUUAUAUGUGACAGAAGAAAUUGAAGAAGCACCGUUACCCCCAAUUUUGGCGCCACAAAUGCCAACUGUUAAUGACACUGGCAAUAUUUAUAUUCGAUAUUUGACACAUCCGCCGGAGAUCACAAUCAGGCCUCGGAACCUGCAGGUGAAGGCGAACGGUAUCGCUGCCUUCUACUGCGCCGCGAGAGGAGACCCCAUACCCAACAUACAGUGGAGAAAGAACGGCAAACGAGUAUCUAGUAUGCAGUCCCGCUACCAAGUGUCUCCGAUGGACGCUGCAGCAGGACCGGCGGCUAACGGAGCUGUUCUCCGCAUUGAACCGGUACGAGCUCAACGCGAUGAUGCUACUUAUGAGUGCGUGGCGGAGAAUGGCGUCGGUGAUGCUGUCACUGCUGUAGCUACCCUGACUGUGUUUGAAGCGGACAAAGCCCCACCUGGUUUCCCCAGCAUCGCGCCGCCACCUACGACCAUGGUGGUGGAAGUUGGCCACACCGCCACUCUCCCCUGCCAAGCCACUGGCAACCCCUCGCCGAAGGUUAGGUGGCUGUGGAACUCCUUGCCGCUUGAUGUGGCCUCCAAUCCCAGAUACGCGCUACUGAAUGACAAGAUGCAUGGUACAUUGCAAAUAGUGAAGAGUGAAGAGGAGGACCACGGCAAGUUCGAGUGCGUCGCUGAGAACUCCAUCGGAACUGAGUUCUCGAAGCCUACAGUACUUUAUGUUAAAGUGAGACGUGUAGCCCCGCAGUUCUCGAUCCCGCCACCACCAAAGUCAGAGGUGAUGCUGGGAGGAAACCUGACCCUGAAGUGCGUUGCCUUCGGAUCACCCAUGCCCACUGUUAAAUGGAGAAAAGGUUUGACGAAAUGGUUGACGCCGGAGGAUAACCCGCCACUUGGUCUGAACACCCUCAAGUUAGAAGACAUCAGGGAAUCUGCGAACUACACGUGUGAGGCUGCUAGUGUACUUGGUGUUAUCGAAGCUGUGGCUGAGGUCAAAGUGCAAUCGCUACCCGGGCCUCCGACUGAAGUGCGUCCCUCCGAGAUCACAGCUACGACAGUCCGGCUCACGUGGACCUACAGCGGGCCGGAGGAACCACAGUACUACGUCAUUCAAUAUAAACCGAAAUAUGCUAACCAGGCAUUCAGCGAGAUCUCAGGGGUCAUCACUCAGUAUUACUCAGUAACGAAUCUAUCGCCAUACACGGAGUAUGAAAUGUACGUGAUUGCGGUCAACAACAUCGGUAGAGGGCCACCUUCAGCGCCGGCCGUCAUCACCACCGGAGAAACUGUGGAUUCCUUGUAUGGAGGUGCCAAACCGGGUUCAGCGCCAAGGAAUGUGCAAGUUCGGCCUCUAAGUUCUAGCACAAUGGUGAUACAAUGGGACGAACCAGAGACGCCGAACGGACAAGUUACGGGCUACAAAAUUUACUACACUACGGAUCCAUCGCAAUCAAUGCAGUCUUGGCACUCUCAAAUGAUGGACAACAGUCACCUGACCACCAUCAGUGAGUUGACACCUCACACUGUCUACACAAUACGAGUGCAGGCCUUCACGUCCGUGGGCCCUGGACCCAUGUCUGCGCCCGUACAAGUCAAGACCCAGCAAGGAGUCCCAUCGCAACCUUCGAACUUAGUGGCCGUGGAAGCAGGAGAAACCUCGGUGACUCUCUCGUGGAGGAGGCCAGCUCAUGCUGGAGACAACAUCGUGUCUUACGAGCUGUACUGGAACGACACUUAUGCCAAGGAACAUCAUAGGAAGCGGAUCCCAAUAACAGAAACAUAUACUCUGAACGGCCUGUACCCCAACACGCUGUACUACAUCUGGCUGGCGGCGCGGUCGCAGCGCGGGGAGGGCGCCACCACGCCGCCCAUCGCGGUGCGGACCAAGCAAUAUGUUCCCGGCGCGCCCCCGAUGAAUGUGACGGCGGUGGCGGUGUCGCCCACCGCCGUGCGCGUGUCUUGGCAACCGCCGCCCGCCGAGCGAGCCAACGGCCGGAUCGCUUACUACAAGCUGCUUUGCGUGGAAUCUGGGAGGGGGGAUUCAGAGGCGAUGGUGGUGAAACUGAACCAGACGUCGUUCGUACUGGACGAACUGCGGCGCUGGACUGAGUACCGCAUCUGGGUGCUGGCGGGCACCAGCGUGGGGGAUGGGCCCGCCUCCUACCCCGUCACCGUCCGCACGCACGAAGACGUACCCGGAGAGCCCCAGGACGUGAAGGUCGUUGCCAUCAACUCCACGUCUAUCCAUGUAACAUGGAAGCCCCCACAGGAAAAAGAGAAAAACGGGAUUAUCCGAGGGUACCACGUCCAUGUGCAAGAAGUACGAGACGAGGGCAAAGGACUUCUUAACGACCCAAUGCGGUUCAACGUAAUGGACGACACGACUCUCGAAUUGAACGUAUCGGGGCUCCAACCGGAUACGCGGUACAACGUGCAAGUGGCUGCUCUGACGAGGAAGGGGGACGGUGACCGAAGUACGCCGGUGUCUGUGAAGACGCCUGGCGGUGUGCCAAACAGGCCUACCGUCAACCUGAAGGUUUUGGAAAGGGAGCCCGUCGUAUCAAUAGAACUGGAAUGGAGCAAGCCAUCUCAAACAUACGGCGAUUUACUCGGGUAUAGGUUGAGAUAUGGUGUAAAAGAUCAACCUCUGGAAGAAGUAAAUUUCCCUGGUACUAAAAUACAUUCGUAUAAAAUAAAUGAUUUAGAAAGAGGUGUCCAGUACGAGUAUAGAGUAGCAGGUAAAAACCACAUCGGAAUAGGUCAAGAGACAAUCAAAUAUUGGCUCACACCUGAAGGUGCUCCCAAAGGGCCUCCGACGAAUGUUACGUACCGCUUCCAAACACCCGACAUCAUUAGUAUCACGUGGGAACCUCCAAUCCGUGCUGACAGAAGCGGGCAGAUAAAGAAAUAUGAUGUCCAGUUUUUCAAGAGAGGAGAUCAAUCGUCAGUUGCUGAGAAAACGACAGAAUUAACCAAAGCUGUAUUUACUGGUUUGGAAGAAGAUGCGCAUUAUGUGUUCAAAGUUAGAGCAUACACUGAUCAAGGGGCUGGCCCGUACAGUAAAGACAUGACAGCUCACACUGAAAGGGACAUCGGUAGAGCGCCCAUGUCAGUUAAAGCCGUUGCAACUUCAGAAUCUAGUGUAGAAGUUUGGUGGGAAACAUUCCGUUCUAGAAAGAAGAUCAUUGGUUACGUCAUAUUCUAUACAAUGACGCCAGUCGAGGAUCUAGAUGAAUGGCAACAGAAAACCGUUCACGUUACACAUUCUGCUGAUUUGGAUAAUUUGGAAAAGUUCGCAGAAUAUGCUGUCGCUGUUGCUGCCAGAACGGCAGAUGGUCUUGGAAGGUUAUCCGAAAAGGUUACUGUGAAGGUCAGACCAGAAGAAGUGCCUUUACACCUUCGGGCUCAAGAUGUGUCCACUCAUUCCAUGACGUUGUCAUGGUCGCCUCCGUUACGCUUAAACCCCGUUAGUUAUAAGAUUUCCUACAAUGCGAUUAAAGAAUUUGUUGACUCUCUUGGUAUGACGCAAACGCAAGAAAUACCAAGAAGGGAAAUCAUUGUGAAACAUGAUAGAACAUCGUAUUCGAUAAAUGAUCUGUCUCCGUUCACAACGUAUAGUGUUAAUGUAAGUGCCAUACCUAAUGACGAUUCGUACCGACCGCCGACGAAGAUCACCGUCACUACGCAGAUGGCAGCACCGAAGCCGAUGGUGAAGCCAGACUUCUAUGGCGUUGUUGAAAAUGAAAUACUCGUCAUUCUACCUCAAGCGUCUGAAGAAUAUGGACCCAUAUCGCAUUAUUAUCUAGUUGUAGUGCCUGAUGAUAAAGCUCAUAAUCAUAAGCAUCCGGAUCAGUUCCUAACAGACGAUUUAAUUAAAAAUAAUGUUCGAACAGAUGAUGAAAAUGCACCGUACAUUGCUGCCAAAUUCUUACAACGAAAUAUUCUCUAUACAUUCCAUCUCGGUAAUGAUGAAAUGUAUGAAGGCUUUUUGAACAGGAAAUUGAAUCCUAGUAAAAAGUAUCGAGUAUUCGUCCGUGCGGUUGUAGAUACUCCUCAAAAGCAUUUAUAUACGUCCAGUCCAUUUUCAGAAUAUUUGUCGCUAGAUAUGCGUGAAGCACCUCCUGGUGAAGAACCUAGUAGGCCUGAUCCUAAAGAUAUACAUGGGGACCCUGAAAUAAGAAUAGAAGAGAAUAGGAAAGAAGCGGGCAUGGUAUGGGUUAUCGGGCCAAUCAUUGCCGCGUUGAUGCUCUCACUUUGUUUGGUAGUCUUGUUCAUAUUCAAGAGAAGACGCCAACCCUGCAAGGCUCCCGACCAGGCAGCGGUGACAAGGCCUUUAAUGUCGGCAGAUGUUGGAUUCGGAGCACCAUCCGAUCCCGUUGAAAUGAGGAGAUUGAACUUCCAAACGCCGGCUAUGAUUUCCCAUCCUCCUAUUCCUAUUUUGGAACUGUCGGAACAUAUCGAAAGACUUAAAACCAAUGACAACCUCAAGUUCUCCCAAGAAUAUGAAAGUAUUGAACCCGGCCAGCAGUUCACUUGGGAUCAUUCAAACAUGGAAGUCAAUAAACCCAAGAACCGUUAUGCUAAUGUCAUAGCCUAUGACCACAGCCGCGUAAUCCUUCAGCCAAUAGAUGGAAUACUCGGAAGUGAUUACAUCAACGCCAACUAUUGCGAUGGCUACCGGAAACACAACGCUUACGUAGCUACUCAAGGUCCUCUUCAAGAAACUCUGGCUGAUUUCUGGAGGAUGUGUUGGGAACUCCGCACUUCGACUAUCGUCAUGAUGACUAAGCUAGAAGAGAGAACAAGAAUCAAAUGCGACCAGUACUGGCCCAGCAGGGGAACUGAGACUUAUGGUAUGAUGACUGUUACUAUCGCAGAAGUUCAGGAACUCGCUACCUAUUGCAUCCGAACCUUCCAAGUGGAACGGAAUGGCAACAGCAGCGAGCGUCGUGAAAUCAAACAAUUACAGUUCACUGCUUGGCCAGACCAUGGAGUUCCUGAUCAUCCUGCACCGUUCCUUCAAUUCUUGCGACGAGUGCGGGCUCUGAACCCGCCUGAUGCUGGUCCAUUAGUCGUGCAUUGCUCAGCUGGAGUUGGCCGCACGGGCUGCUUCAUUGUUAUCGAUUCUAUGUUAGAGAGAGCUCGCCAUGAGCGCACUGUUGAUAUCUACGGCCAUGUGACUUGUUUGCGAGCUCAACGCAACUACAUGGUGCAGACGGAGGACCAAUAUAUUUUCAUACACGACGCUUUGCUAGAAGCUGUAAUUUGCGGUGACACUGAGGUUCCGGCUCGCAAUUUGCACGCACACAUUCAAAAGCUGAUGCGCGUGGAUCCUAUUGAGAAUAUUACUGGAAUGGAAUUGGAAUUCAAGAAGUUGGCUAACAUGAAAGCUGACUCCAGUCGGUUUGUGUCCGCUAGUCUACCUUGCAAUAAGCAUAAGAACAGAUUGGUGCACAUCCUGCCGUAUGAGUCGACCCGAGUGUGUCUGACUCCCCGUGAUGGAUCUGACUACAUUAACGCGUCGUUUGUAGACGGGUAUAGGUACCGAGCAGCUUAUAUCGCUACUCAGGGACCUUUGCCGGACACGACUGACGAUUUCUGGAGAAUGUUAUGGGAACACAAUUCCACAAUCAUCGUUAUGUUAACUAAAUUGAAGGAGAUGGGCCGAGAAAAAUGUCACCAAUAUUGGCCGUCGGACCGUUCGGUACGCUACCAAUGUUUCGUCGUGGACCCGAUCGCUGAGUAUAACAUGCCCCAGUACAUCUUGAGGGAAUUCAAGGUCACGGACGCUCGCGAUGGAUCUUCGAGGACGGUCCGUCAAUUCCAGUUCACUGAUUGGCCAGAACAAGGAGUACCGAAGAGUGGAGAAGGCUUCAUCGACUUCCUAGGACAAGUGCACAAGACUAAAGAACAAUUCGGACAGGACGGUCCCAUCACUGUACAUUGCAGCGCGGGAGUGGGUCGCACGGGCGUGUUCAUCACGCUGUCGACGGUGUUGGAGCGCAUGCAGUACGAGGGCGUCGUCGACGUGUUCCAGACGGUGCGCACGCUGCGCACGCAGCGCCCCGCCAUGGUGCAGACUGAGGAUCAAUACGAAUUCUGCUACCGCGCUGCACUGGAAUACCUCGGCUCCUUCGACCACUACGCCAACUGACGAUGAGACAUACUCGUCUAAACGCGCUCUAGGGGACACUGUCGCGCGGAAACAUGACGUAUGUACUUAACUAUAUGAUCGGAUUUUGAACAAAGAAGUAUUGUCACUGUAUUUCGGGUACCUAAUUUCUGUAAAAAGGUUUUUUAGAAUAUUUUGUCUCGUCAAAAACAAUGAUUUGUCUUAUUUCAUUUUCAAAAGUUAAUCUGAAUUAAAUUAAGUGAUUACAUAUUUGAUCGAUGUUAUCAACUUCUUAUGUACAGCACACGUUCUUAUCUACACCGCCAUAAAAUGAAGACAAUAAUAAUAUUAAAUACCAUAGAACUUACAUCUAAACUCAAUCUCACAUUACGAACUAGUCAAAAAAUAGUUGUCAUCAUUUUCCACAAUUUCCCGCCAACCACAGAUAAAAAAUGCAAUACUUCUUUGUUCUGUCGUCGUCACAGAUUAUAAAUAUCUAACGACAGAGUCCCGCGCUGAAUAUGACCCUAAUAUAGUAGUGAUGUACCCGUGACAUCGACUGACUGUCAUUUUCAACUUCGUAUAAGAGGCUAAACAUGUAUGAGUGCCUAGGAACGCUACUUAUGAUGUAUUUUACGAUUGUGACCACUAAAAAUCAUGAUUGUGAGUCGGAAGGGUAAUAAAUAUAAUUAAUUAUUAUCCUAUUAUCUAACUUAUGAUAGAGUACAAGUCGGGAGCAUAUUCAGUACACGUUGGGACUGUUUACGAUGUUGACACGACUGAGUACUGUAUAAAAGUUCUCAAGUUCUCUAUAUUCAUGAUGAGUCGUAAAUUCUUAUGAUACGUGAUGUUAGUUCGGUUGUAUAAAGCGUUUACGAUGCGAUGGUUAUAAAGUGCAGACAUAACUUGACGUAACUAAGUAUGCUCCUGACUUACCCAGCUGUUCGUGCUAUUUUUGUCUCUAAAUCGGAACAGUUAAAAUGUUAAAGUCCAUAUAAACAGUUGAAUUAUACUUAGAUGCAUUUAUAUUACGAAAGAGUUUUGAGAUGUAUUUAAUGAUCAGUGUAAUGGUUACGCCGUGAAUAUAUAAUUUGCGAUCAAAUAUAACGUAACAUUAGUGAAUGAACAGUGCGCUUAGAGACUUAAAUGAUAACUUUAUGCGAUAUAUGAUAUUCAAUUCUGAUCGUCACAACAUAUAUACAAACAUAAUAUUGUAAAAUGUAUAAAUAGUUAUUGCAGCUGUAAUUAGAAGUUUAUUUUUCAUAUCGGGUGUUAAAAAUAUGUUAAGUAGUGUAAAUUGUGGUAACACGUUUCAUUAUUGCAAUACCUAUUAUAUGAACUUUUAGACGAAUCGGCUGUGUCGUGUGAAAUUUUGUGUCUGUCCUGUGCGUAGUGCAUAAUGUUAUGUAAAUAUUUGUAAUGUCCAACAUAAUUUUGUGUUGCUUACGUUGUAAUUUUAAACUUGCCCAAUUAAACCAGCCAAUCAUGUUGACGGACAUUAAAAUGCGGCCAGCGACAUAUUUAGCAUACGUUAGUUUAUAUAUUUUAGCUUGAGUUUAGUCGAACAAACAAUUUAUUGUGUAAAUUUUAAAUGAAGUAUCAUUAAAAUAAGCCACGGUCUAACGCUAUGCUAAAAAUGUUAGUAGCCAGAUUUUUUUUUUAUUUGCGAUACAAAGAGACAAUAGAAUAGUUAGCUUUUCGAAGACGUAACUUUACUUGAAGUUUCUCUUUAUUUGAACAAUCACUUGCUUGCUUCUAGAGGAUGAUCGUGAUUCGAUGACAUAUCUAUAUGUAGUUAGAUAAAUAUGUUUUGGUGUGGUAAUGAUAUAGAGGUAAGCAUGACGAUUCAAUUGUACCUAUUUGGAUCGUAAAACUGUAAGAUGUUAGGUAUGAACAGUGGACACUGAUAAAUGCAUGGAGAGUUCCAAAGUACUAAAGAGGAGGGGAAAUUUUUUACAUUUCUCUUUUGCUAAAAAUAAUGUCAAGAAUUUUCUUUCCUUGAACUUUAUUCUUCCCUUAAUUUAUGCUUCUCAUUAAAAACGUGGGGAAAUAAUGGACGAGGAGGACAGUUCGAGUGACUCAAACGUGACUGCCACGACUCUGUAACACUAUUUUAAGCUAUCUUUAAGUGUAGUAUGUUAUUUAAUCUUUUACCGUAAUCUCCUUGCAUAGUAAAUGUAUAAGAUUUUUACGUUUUUCACUCGUUUUGUACAAUAUACCUACUUAUAUCGAUCUACCUACGUAUAAGUUAAAUUUGAGCUUGUAUGAAACUAGGGAUUAUAAAAUUUGAAGCAGUUUUCCAAACGUUAUACGUAGAUAUGCGAACAAUUCAAGUGUGGCUCAUAUCUAAAGGAAUUAAACUUAAUGUAAGUACGUAUGAACUCGGUCGGGUAAUCGGCCGCUGACAUUCGUAACUGCCAAUCGUUUCACUUAGCUAUAAUAAAGAAUAAAAUAAAGAAUACAAUAAAAUACGAAACGUACGUAGAGUUAAUGAGAGUAAUUGUUAAAUUGAGGUUAUAGUGAAAAUUUAAUACUCGUUGAUGAAUCGUGUAUAGCAAGGUUCGAACAUUUACACGCUAGAGAGCAUGGUGGCUUGUUCAACAUGCUUUAAAUAUUAGAAUCGCUGCGUAAAUUAAUUGAAAAAUAAUAAUCUGUACCAAAACCAGUCAUUUUAAUCGUUAUUAUCAUUCCUCUUACCUAUAUAUUUAACUUUUUUUUUUCAUUUCAAUCAUUUGUAAACGUUUCCGAACGCACAUGACGAUCUCUUGUACAGUUUUUCGUAUUGCAUUGUUAGGCUUAGGUAUUGUAUCAUUCUGCCACUAGGAAUAUUUUAUGUCGAAUAACCUUUGCAGUACCGCGUAACUACCACAGAUUAAAAAUAUCAAAUCAUUUUUGUAAAUCACCAGUAAUUUUAUCUUAUUUUUAAGAAUAUUUUCUUAACCAAAUAAUGAGCAAUAAUUGAAUUAUUUUCGUACAGUUACGCAGUACUGUGUUCAAUGAUUUAGUAAUAUUGUAAUGCCAUAUUAAGGUGCUGUCUAUUCCAUUAUUUAGUACAAAUGGUUGUUUUUACACGCGCGCAUGUCUCACUAAUAAAAUCAUCGUUGAUACCCUAUGUUCGGUAUGUUAAGACUGAUUUUACCAACUAAUUUUUAUGUGUUCUUAAUUUUUAUUUGUGUAUUUUCAAUGUAGUUUUCACCAUGGAAUUCUUUGUUGUUAAUUGUUUUUGUAUAUGGAUGCCGAUUCAUUGUGAUGUUUAUGUUUACAUUUAAUGAACACUGUUCGCUUGCCAGUGUGGGUAUUGUUGCUUGGAAGCUCAUGUUAAGUCAUGUUAAAUAUGAAAUGGUCGUUUGACCCAAGUACUUAAAUAUUUCCAAUGUGACAUUUAAAAAAUGAAGUCGAGGAAAUAUAAUGUGCCUAAUGGAUCCGUCACUCAAUUACGAAACUUUUUUAAUUAACUCGAUCUCCAAAAAUAUAUAAAAUUUUCGGCGCGAAGAGUUCGCGCCUAAUUUUUUUUUGUCCGAUCAACAGUGCCCCGAAUCGAAUGAUGAAUUGCUUAUUUUCUUGCAUUGUAACGAGUACAAAGAUUGUGACGACUCGCCAUUUAGCGUAACGUGUUUUGUUGCUAAGAACGAAAUAUCAAUUAUGUAAAGCCCUAGCUUUAAUGACAUAUUUUAGUGCAAUUAAAAUGGCGGACGCAAUAUGGCUGGCGGGGCGAUGUGUGAAUGUAAUGUAGAAGUUUGUAGACGACAAUUAUUUUGUAAAAAUUCCCGCGCUGCGUCUCGGGACACAGUGGAUUCGCAAAAUUAUACAUAUGUAUAUGGAGAAAUAAAUUUAUGUGAGACCCAUAA